GGGGGAAGAACACUGAGUUUUUCUGGCUUACCUGAUACAGCCAAUGUAACAGAAAAUUCUCCAGCUGGUACUGUGGUGUAUACUUUCAGUGUUGAUUUAACCCCAAAUGUUUCAUUGGCAAUCGGAUAUCCUAAAAUAAUAAACUCAAACCCACUCACACAAGCUUUUGAGAUCAACCCUAGAUCUACAAUUGCGUACCAGGUUGUUACCACUGGAAACCCUGUUCCAGAUUAUGAAGCUAUGCCACAUCGAUUUGAAUUGCAGAUCCUUGUUUAUGACAAAGCUGGGGCAAAUGACCUACAAAUACUGACAAUCCAAGUGCUUGAUAUAUCUGAACCUCCAAUGUUUCUAGGCAAUCUGAAAUAUCAAACUGUUAUGAUCUACCAAUUUGAAGGAGCACCAAGUGGAAACAUAUACCAAAUUAAUGUAACCACUCCUGUAAAGUAUUCCAUGACCCCAGCAUCACCAUUCUUCUCUGUUUCUGGAACUGGAACCAUUUCUUCCUUGAAGGUAUUUGAUUAUGAGAAAGAUCCACAUAGCUAUAUGUUAAACAUUACGGCAACAGACCACCUUGGUCGGAAUACCAGUGGGACUCUGAUAGUCACUAUCAUAAACAAGAAUGAUGAACAACCUUAUUUUACCAUGAAACAAAGAGCUUUCAGUGUUCUAGAAGAAAGUCUACCAGGAAACAUGGUUGCCAAUGUAACAGCUAAGGAUCCGGAUGAUGAGGAAGGUGUUAGUAGUCUUCGCUUCAGCAUCAAUAAUCCUGGAGGGAUUCCUUAUUUGUCCAUAGAUACAGUAACUGGCGUGCUUCUGGUGGCUAGAAGAAUAGACCGAGACUCGGACCCAUUGCGAGAACAUCCCAACAUUACAUUGAUCAUUCGCGUUGAUGAUAGGCCUAGCGGUGGACAAUAUGCUGAAACAGAAAUUGUUGUAACUAUUGAAGAUAUUAACGACAAACCGCCAGAAUGUGACAAAUACAAUUACAGGAGAGAGAUAAAAGAAACAGCCCGCCCUGGAGAAAUAAUUCUUGAUUUGAAAGAUUUCUGUCGUGACCAUGAUGCUGAGUUACAAAACCAGCUGUUUAACUUCACUGGAUUGUCUGGUGUUGGAAGUAGCAAGUUCACACAGGAUCCACCUGGCUCUGGAAGGAUCAAGCUGAUAGGAAAUGUGGAUCUUGAAAAUGCAACUGAUGGAGCAGAGAAGGAAGAAUAUACUCUGACCACUGAGGUGCAGAAUAUUGCUUUCCCAUACUAUGCUAGUAUUAUCUACAUUUAUGUCAAAAUACAACCAGUCAACGAGUUUAAGCCAGUAUUCAGUGAUACUUCGUAUGUUUUUAAUGUGUCAGAAAUAGCAGCAGUUUAUUCCAGAAUCGGACAAGUGAUUGCUACAGACAAAGAUGUACCAUCCACCGGAAUAUCAUACUCAAUUUCAGUUGGAAAAGGCAACCCUAACUUCUCAGAAAUUUUCUGGAUUGAUCCUACAGGGGGCUACUUGACAAUUAUUGCUAGAUUAGACUACGAAACAUGGCAGAGUGCCAUUCUCAUGGUGCAGGCCUCUGACAACAAUGGCGAGUCUGCAACUGUGCCAGUAACAGUGAAUGUUCUUGAAGCAAAUGAUGAGCCACCAAUCUGCAGUCCUAAUUCAUAUUUGCUGAACAUUCCAGUGGACCAAACUUCUGGCAACAUUGCUGGAUUCCAUAUUACAUGUGUGGAUCGCGAUUCAAGUCCUAGAUCAUUCCGUUAUUCUUUUGAUUCAGGUAAUGUGAAUAACCACUUCGCUUUCUCACCAAAUGCUGGCUCUAAUGUCUCGCGGCUCAUCCUUGCAUCCCCUUUUGACUUCGAAAGCGGCUUGGAUAAAAUUUGGAACUACAGGCUGAAAGUCUUCAUAACAGACGAUAACCUACUGUCAGUGGGAGACAGAGCUACAGUCCGCAUUGAAACUGGCACAGUGACGCUGACCAUCAACGUCAUCCCAAAGCCAACCACAGAGGCCCCGACAACACCUCGUGUUAUCAUUUUGACUAGCAGAGAAAAUGUGUAUUCUGCCUUGGCUUGGUACGUGCCAUUCAUCAUUUCCCUUGGCAGCUUGAUCCUCCUUGGGCUUCUUGCGUAUCUCACCUUUUGGCUGGCAAAAUACAUCCGCGCCCACUGCCCACCAAAGCCUAGAGCUGAUAAACAGCCACUGAUGAAACCACCAGAAAAGAAGAAAGCUAAGAAAGCAGUGGUUUGGGAGAUGACCAACAUAAACCCUGUUUUUGAUGGUGAAGCAAAAGACCCAGUCACUGGCAAAUGGUAUGAAUAUAAUUCCAAGUCUGGGGCUCGAAGAUGGAAAGAUUCCAACAUGCCUUCUAAGCUGGAAGCAAAGGACCCAAGUGCAGAGGUGAUGACUACGAACAGAGUCCAACGGGAUCUAAGCCAACAGGAAACUCAGCCCAGUGGCCCAAAGCUGGGAGGACAAAACAAGGUGGCACAAAAGUCCACAGAAAGGAAGACAGAGACUUCUGACCCAAAUAACAAGCUAAAGUUGCAGAAGCCAAAAGAAGAGCCUUUGAGCAAGGGGACUUUGUCACCUGCUCCCCCUCACAAGUCCCCGGUCCCUUCUCCCAAAAUAUAUCCCAAGUACGAGAAUCAGUCUAUACAGAAAUGAAGGGGGUUGUAUUUGUAACCCAGAAAAACCCCCACCUGUAAUCUUAGUCCAAAUAGCGAGAGGUAACGCAGACAAAUUGUAAUCAUUUUCAGUUUCACCCCUACACAAGAGGGAGGAUACCAAGUGCUCUCUUCUGGCUGCCUAGCAAUUAUUAUUGCAAAGGCCUGUUUAGAGCACAAUCCAUUCCAGUGACUUAAUACAAUGGGAUGGCGAGCGAUCUGUAUAAUUUACAAGCAACUUCGGCUUUUGUAAUUUCAUGAAUCAGAUAUGAAACUGUGGGGUGGGGCAGGAACUGAACUUGAUUUUGAGAAAACAGAGUGAAGUGCAUGUACGGUAUAUUUCAUUAGAGUUCUUGUGACAAGAUCAUUUGCCUGUGGGAAAGUUGCAAUAGAAGGUGGCUGCAAGCUGCUAUGGGAUUUUUUGAUAUAUGUGUAAUCAUAAACAUACUAGUAGUAUAAUUUGGGCACAAUGGCUUUUGACAACAGUUGGCUCUAUUUUGGCUCAUCCUAUGUAUCUUAAUUUUUGAAGCAAAAUGGCCAUGCAAGUUUCUCCAGAAAUAUAUUACAAUAAACCAGCCACUGCGGCAAGGACAGUGAGCCUCUUUUGUAACCCUUGGGUCAGCACCCAUACUUGGGUUUCAUGCCCCUCGUUUCCAAUUCUGGCUUGAGCUGUGGCUCACAAAUCUCCCAUACUAUUAGUAAUUUCAGGCAAGAGUCCAGAGUCCCUAACUACCCAAAAGCCCAGAGAAAGUGAGUUAGCACAGUGCUAAAAGGAAGAGUAGGGGAUUGGGUGUAUCGGAUCUUGGAGCAUGUGUGGUGUCACAAGUCAAGGAAUUGAGAUCUGUGCUUUCUGCAAGAGUUAAGCUCUCCACUUCAAAAUCCUGUUUCAGCAAGACAACAUUGUGUCUCAAAUGUUCAUGUGGACCAGUGGAGUGUAAGGUUGAUCCUUCAGAUCACUGAUAAACAAGGACGGGUCUUGUUGGAGCUGUGAGCUAACCAACCAUUGAAAACUUGAGGAUUAAGUAUAUUUUGAUUCCAAUGUCUAUAGAGAGGACUUCCUUAGUGAGUGACUAACAUGACACCAAAUUCUUUGAACUGUUUUUCCUUCUAGUGGACUAUUAUGUUUUGUGAGGUAAGAAUGAAGUGAAGAAAACACAACCUUAAUUUUUGUGAAUACUA
This is a messenger RNA of Podarcis raffonei (Aeolian wall lizard), 3827 nucleotides long. It is a transcript of the gene CDHR3, whose product is annotated as cadherin related family member 3. NCBI's taxonomy places the organism in Eukaryota, Metazoa, Chordata, Lepidosauria, Squamata, Lacertidae. Gene Ontology annotation, molecular function: cadherin binding; calcium ion binding. The transcript is spliced from 18 exons. The record is from RefSeq and is a predicted model, not a curated record. The annotation marks the transcript as partial. Gene Ontology annotation, cellular component: axon terminus; catenin complex; adherens junction. Gene Ontology annotation, biological process: multicellular organism development; adherens junction organization; homophilic cell-cell adhesion.